CGAAAAAUGGAAAACACAGUAGACGAUCUACACGUUAAUGUACCUCUCUUCAAUAAGCUAGCCCAGGCGGGCCAACCAAGCUGGCCAGGUUUAUAUGCCCUAUUAACCAAAAACGGUGGUGGCUUUUAUUUGCUUCUGCUAGGGACGCUGCUCGGCGUGCAAUUCUGGCAAUCUUACAUAGGCGCCGUGAUCACCUACAAGGCUAAACCGUUCGAGGCUAGAUUAGCGUCAACUUAUUGCAUCAUCGGCAGUACUAUUUCCAGCGCGUUGCUUGGCAGAUGGAUUAUCAACCACGGCCAUGCACUCGACUUCGGCAUACUCUGCCAGACCGUGAAGGCGCUCGAUUAUCACAAUCUCUGUAAAGCUGUCAACAGCAUCCACGUCGAUGCAUUCCACACAAUCUUACUCGCGAAGAUUGCUCUAUCACACUUUAUCCAUCUGGUGUUUGUCGGCCCAGCCACUGCAGAAUUGCUACAAUCUCGCAACAGAGCAUCCAACCCUGAGGAAGUCAAGUGCGUCGAUAAGAAGUUCACAAUCCUCCGUGUUAUUAGCAGCUCUAUCGACUUGGUUUCAUUAGCCAUGAUCGUAUUACACACUUUAUAUAUCGGAUACGUCGGUACCAGUAACCUCUAAUAGCGUUUUAUAGCGUUAGCCUUAAUGGCGUUUAAUAACCUUCAAUAACCUUUAAUAACCUCCAAUAGUCUCCUCUAAUUGUCUCUUCAAUAAUCUCCUAGGAUGAAACAUAGCAAUGAAACAUAGCAACGUAGUAACGAGAAAUGUAAAAUAUCAAAUUA
This is a messenger RNA of Wallemia mellicola CBS 633.66, 794 nucleotides long. RefSeq lists its product as hypothetical. NCBI's taxonomy places the organism in Eukaryota, Fungi, Basidiomycota, Wallemiomycetes, Wallemiales, Wallemiaceae. The transcript has 2 exons. Bases 7 to 633 code for a protein of 208 amino acids. The record is from RefSeq and is a predicted model, not a curated record.